AUGAAGUUUUCAACUCCGGUGGGCGCAUCGAACAACACAUUGACCAAUUCAACCCAAGGCGAUGAAGAAUUGAGUACGGGAGAAGUUGUUAUUCAAGAGCAAGAGGGGUCUAAGGGCGACAAAGUUAUCGACGUCAUUGUGAUGAGUAAGGAUGAGUUGGAAUUGAGACACGAGGCAAAGAAAGUGGGGUUCGUAACCAAAGUCAGGAACACGAAUUUCGACAAGAUGCAGAAGGAAUCAAAGAUACCUGUUAAUCAAUUUCUUCACUGCACACGAGAGGGUUAUCGGGAAUCUCGGGUUAAGGCAGCAACUCGGACAAACAGAAUAACAGCCACGAGAUGCAGAGUAAGGAUGUAUGUUAUGCUGGACAGGGAGAAGGAAUGUUGGGUUGUGUAUAGGUUAGAAUUGAGGCAUUCUCACCCCUGUUUGGCUAAGAAAGCUGUCCGCUAUCAUGAGUAUAGGGAGUUGACCAUGCAUGCUAAGUGCGUCAUUACGGAUAACAAUGAGGCUGACAUAAGACCCAACAAGACGUAUCUAGUACUGUCAAACGAGGAGAUCAAUCCCAGCUUCUUUUAUACCAUAGAUGUUGACGAUGCUAAUAAAUUUAAGAGUGCACUCUGGGUAGAUACAAGGCAUGGUCUACCGUUUGCAUCAUUUGUCAGUGUAAACCACCAUGAGAAGUCUACUCUUUUUGGCUGUGCUUUACUUGGGAGCGAGGAGAUCCCUAAUUUUGAGUGGGUGUUCACGCAGUGGGUGAGAUGCAUCAGGACUACGCUAAGGGGGCUCAUCACUGACCAGUGCAAGGCAAUGACUGGUGCUAUUAGGAAGGUCCUAUCCGAUAUUGUCCACCGAUGUGCUUUGGAAGCUGUCAUCAUGUUUUGUCUAAGCGACACUCUUAUGUUUUUUUUUUUGGGCAGACCUUAUGCGAAUCGAUGGAAGUGGGUUCCAAUAUUCUUCAAGAGUGAAUUUUGGGCCAGCAUGAGGAGUACACAGUGGAGUGAAAGUAUGCAUGCAUUUUACGGGGGCUUUCUGCAUUGCAAGAGUAGGUUGGUUCAGUUCGUCCAUGAAUACGACAAUGUGCUUGGAAACAAAGAGCAGAAGGAGUUGGAAGAUGAUGCUGCGGACUCGAAAGGAGUCAUCCCAUGUAUAGGGAGCACAGCCAUUGAGAGACAGUUUUACCAGGAAUACACCAGUAAUAUGUUCAACCACACGGGGUCAACCAUAACUACCUAG
Arachis duranensis is the source of this 1233-nucleotide messenger RNA. Its product is annotated as protein FAR-RED IMPAIRED RESPONSE 1-like. Gene Ontology annotation, biological process: regulation of DNA-templated transcription. The record is from RefSeq and is a predicted model, not a curated record. The transcript is spliced from 6 exons. The coding region runs from base 1 to 1233 and encodes 410 amino acids. NCBI's taxonomy places the organism in Eukaryota, Viridiplantae, Streptophyta, Magnoliopsida, Fabales, Fabaceae.